CUCGCAGAAAAGGCCGCAAAGCAGCCUCCAAGGGCACCACAACAUCGGGAUCGACGGACACUCCCAAUGGCUCCGUAACCGGCAGUAAGCCAGGCAGCUCCGUGAACACCCCCCUCACGAGCGUGUCCGCCUCCGGCAGCCAGGAGGACCUCACGAGCAUGGCGAAGCUACAGAUCGCCACGGAUAGGUGCGUGCUCGGUGCGGAUUGCACGGAUGGCGGAGGAUCGCUUACGGUGCCAUGCUCGGGCGACGACCUGCAGGAGUGCGGCGGGCGUGCUGGGUGCGGAGGUGUCGCUGAACUACGGGCAACGGUACGGUCUGCUGGGAGAGAACGGCUCUGGAAAGGUGCUCGACAUUUUGCAAUCCAUCGCCGAGCGGGAUAUCGAAAUCCCGGAGCACAUCGACAUCUACCUCGUCAGCGGCGAGGCAGACCCUCCGACAUCAACGCGUGGACUACAUCGUCGCCUCCGCGAGAGAAAAGGUGCCAAGCUCGAGCAGCGGAUUGAGGAUCUGUCCGUCGCAGAUGAGGUCGACGACGUCGCGCUCGAGAUGGCGUACGAGGAGCUCGAGGAGAUGGACCCGAGCACGUUCGAGGCGAAGGCCUCCAGCAUCCUGCACGGUCUCGGCUUCAGCCAGCAGAUGAUGGCGCGGCCGACGAAGGACAUGUCCGGUGGUUGGCGGAUGCGUCCGCACCUGCUGCUUCUCGACGAGCCCACGAACCACCUUGAUCUUGAGGCGGUCGUCUGGCUCGAGGCGUACCUGUCGAUGUACAACCACAUUCUGGUGAUCACGUCGCACUCACAGGAUUUCAUGGACACGGUAUGCACGAACAUCAUGGACCUGACGACGAAGAAGACGCUCGUGUACUACGGCGGUAACUACUCGACGUACGUGCGGACGAAGCAGGAGAACGAGCAGCAGGAGGAAAUUGCACACAUCAAAAAGUUCAUUGCCUCUGCGGGAACGUACGCCAACUUGGUCAAGCAAGCCAAGUCAAAGCAGAAAAUCAUUGACAAGAUGGAGGCGGCUGGGCUGAUUGAGAAGAUAGAGGUACCGAGACCGCUCCGCUUCCACUUCGAGGAUGUCUCGAAGCUGCCCCCGCCCAUCCUCGCAUUCAACGACGUCGCCUUCUCCAUGGAGUCCCGCGUUGCGAUCGUGGGACAGAACGGUACGGGCAAGUCGACGCUGCUCAACCUGAUCACCAGCUCGCUCCAGCCGACCUCGGGCACGGUCUCGCGGCAUGUGAACCUCAAGCUCGCCAAGUAUUCACAGCACUCUGCGGACCAACUGCCGUACAACAAGGCGCCGAUCGAGCACUUCCAGUCGCUUUACGCCGAGAAGUACCCGGAUAAGGACUUGCAGGCUUGGCGCGCUCAGCUCGGUCGGUUUGGUCUGUCAGGCGCACACCAGACCUCGCCGAUCAAGCAGCUUUCGGACGGUCUCCGGAAUCGUGUUGUCUUCGCGCAGCUGGCCAUGGAGCAUCCGCACAUAUUGCUGCUCGAUGAGCCGACGAAUCACUUGGACAUGGCCUCGAUCGACGCGCUGGCACUUGCGAUCAAAGAUUACGAGGGAGGUGUGGUGAUCGUAUCGCACGACUUCCGUCUUAUCUCUCAAGUCGCCGAAGAGCUUUGGGAGGUGAAGGAUCGCAAGAUCAAGAACCUCACCAAGGAAGGCCUUACCAUCGUCGACUACAAGAACCUUCUCGUGAAAGCCAGUUACUCCGCACUGGAGAAGGCGAAGUUGUUCAGCAAGACGACUCAGAAGACGAAGGCGUAGAGCGUCUCGCCCGGCCUGCCGGCAUCGUCCCCGUCGCUCUCGCCGCCUGACCUUAGACAGUCAUUGACGACACGCAUACGCAUACGCAUGCAUAUUUGUAGCCGCAACUUGUGCCAACAAUCACGAUUAGUAGUAAUCUGUCCACAGUGGUUCAUUCGCCUUAUACCACAUUGUCUCUUUGAUUUCUUGUUUCGUUACACAUCUUCCCCCGCUGUAUCAGUCAGUACAAUCAUGUAGUAGACGAGCGAUGGCAUUCACAAUGUAUACGCAGCACCCAAGAUGCAGCAUGCCAAGUAAAAAU
This is a messenger RNA of Fomitopsis serialis, 2077 nucleotides long. Its product is annotated as P-loop containing nucleoside triphosphate hydrolase protein. Gene Ontology annotation, molecular function: ATP hydrolysis activity; ATP binding. The record is from RefSeq and is a predicted model, not a curated record. Bases 214 to 1776 code for a protein of 520 amino acids. The transcript is spliced from 10 exons. NCBI's taxonomy places the organism in Eukaryota, Fungi, Basidiomycota, Agaricomycetes, Polyporales, Fomitopsidaceae.